UAAAAAUCGCACCAAAUGCUUUUCGACACAAAUCUAUAAUCGUCGCCCCUUGUAAAAAUAUCGGCGGCGUCUAUAGUCAGUUCAUAAAAAUGAGUCAAAAUGCGAAUAAUGAUAAUAUUCGGACAGGUGAUAAGAAAAACAGUUCAAGUGCUACAACUAAAAGAAGCGAAAUUAAUAACAAUAGUGAUAGUACAGUAAUAAAAGUGAAAAGUGUGAUACCUAGACGAAGACAAGACAUACUAAAAUGGUACGGGUGGGGCUACAAGGACUCCAUGUUUCAGCUGGACGGCGAUGUUGCAUACUUCACUGGUAACAGGUACCUCAUCGCCGGGAAAAGUCUACCUCAUCUGCAAAACUGGGCAUACGAAAACUUCAAGGUGGAUUUAAAGAAACCACCUAAAAUACCAGAAAUGCCCACCUCGUUUCCCGAGACACGGUUGCCUGCUGACAUUAGACAGGAAUUAGAAGGGAUCGCUUCGGUCAGCGUCGAUGGGAUGGACCGACUAAUUAGGGCACACGGGCAAACCUUGAAAGAUAUAUCGGAUCUAAGAGGCAACAAGUUUCCAAGGAUCCCUGAUGCGGUCAUCUGGCCCGAGAGUCAUGAACAGGUGGAACAAAUAGUAAAAUGCGCAUCGAAACAUGGUUUUGUAAUAAUUCCAUUUGGCGGUGGCACUUCGGUGUCCGGCGCAGUGACCUGCCCACCCAAAGAGCAACGGCCCAUAGUCGUACUGGACACAAGCGAUAUGAACUCCAUACUGUGGCUGGACAAAGAACAGCUACUGGCUAGAGUCCAGGCUGGUAUUAUCGGCCAGGAUUUGGAGCGAGAGAUGCGAGCACGUGGAUUCACGGUUGGCCACGAGCCUGACUCGUAUGAGUUCUCAACUCUUGGAGGUUGGGUGGCGACCAGAGCCAGCGGCAUGAAGAAGAACACAUAUGGAAACAUCGAGGAUCUUAUUGUUCAGACUAAAGUGGUGACAGCCCGCGGUGUUUUGGAAAAGAGUUGCAGAGUACCAAGAAUUUCGUGCGGUCCAGAGUUUGAACACAUUGUGAUGGGAUCUGAAGGCUGCCUGGGUGUCGUCACUGAGGUGACAUUAAAAAUCCGUCCACUACCGCCUGUAGUCCAGUAUGGGUCACUGGUUUUCCCCGACUGGGACUCUGGGGUCCAGUUCGAGCGCGAGGUUGCCAGGCAACGACUCCAGCCAUCCAGUAUACGGCUUAUGGAUAACGAGCAAUUUCGGUUUGGGCAAGCACUAAAAACGGAAUCAUCGUGGGGAGGGGUCUUUCUUGAUGGCCUGAAGAGAAUCUACAUCACUCGCAUCAAAGGCUUCGACCCGACGAAGCUGUGUGUGGUGACGUUACUGAUGGAGGGCACAGCGGAGGACGUCGCCGAGAGGGAGAAGAAGCUCAACAGCAUAGCAGCGCAGUUCGGAGGGAUACCGGCAGGCGCUGAGAACGGUGAAAGAGGGUACACGCUAACCUUCGUCAUCGCUUAUCUUAGGGAUGUAGCUAUGGAAUAUGGCAUAGUGGCGGAGUCGUUCGAGACGUCAGUGCCGUGGGACCGCACCGCCGCGCUCUGCAGCCGCGUGAAGCGCCGCAUCCGCGACGAGUGCGCCGCCCGCGGCAUACAACACUAUCUCAUCUCGUGCCGCCUCACGCAAACCUAUGACGCUGGAUGCUGUAUAUAUUUCUAUUUUGCACACAAUUCGGAAAAGUUCAUUGACCCUGUAGCAACCUAUGAAGAAAUAGAGGAGGCAGCACGAGACGAGAUCAUUGCUUCCGGUGGUUCGAUAUCACAUCAUCACGGUGUCGGAAAAUUGCGAAAAAAAUGGUACACAGAUACGGUAAGCGAACCAGGUCGACAGUUACUCUUGGCUGCAAAGAGAGCGCUAGAUCCUGACAAUAUUUUUGCAUUAAGAAACAUGGCCUUAGAUGAAUAUGAUGGAGAUCAAGAAGAUAUUGGUAUAAAAAGUAAAUUAUAGAUGUAAAAUUUUAUACUGAGAAAUUAAGUACUUAUGUAUUUUUUACACAUAGAUAAUUCAACAUUCCAGUUUUAACUGCAAUGCAAUAUUACAGUUUUGUAAUAAAACACAAAAAUUAUGGCUGCUGAAAAUUAUUAAUAUUUUAUUUCAGUAAAAUAAAUAAGAUGUAAAAUUUAUCAGAAAACUAUGAAACUGUAAAUAUUUUAUUUUAAACUUUAUUUAUAUUAUUAACAGGCUUGAAAAUUUACUGCUUUAAGAAACUCAUUCGUAAUAAAAAAUAAAAUAAGAUUUCUUAAAAGAAUCGACCUCACAUUAUAAUUAUUAUAAUACCACCGUAUUUUAACUUUCUGUCAUAAUCAUUAUUUCUGAAACUAAGUGCGUUACAUAAUUUUUUUAUUUUUAUUUUAAAGACAGCUCAGUUCUCUGUAAUAUCUUAUUAGCAAUCACAACUGAGUAAAUAAGAUUUGUUUUUGUAUUGUAUCGUAUUUUUAUACACUGACGUCUCAUAAAAAAUGAAGCACCUCCUUUUAUUUUGUGGUAGAAAUAAGUAUAUGUUUAUAUAAAAAAAUAUAUAAGACAAAGCCACCAAGUAUAUAUAAUAAUUAACUUGUACUAACAUAUUUUAUAAUCCAGACACGAUUUAUAUUGCUCAAUUUUUGGUUAAGUUUAAUUGGUUAAAAAUUGUGUUAACGUAAACAUUCCUUUUAAUUUUACUAUGUAGAAUAAUUUUUAUUAUAUGCAUUGAAAUUAUUUCAAUUGGUUAUAGAUUAAAAUAUAUAUUAUUUAAAAAUC
Galleria mellonella (greater wax moth) is the source of this 2771-nucleotide messenger RNA. RefSeq names its product alkyldihydroxyacetonephosphate synthase (gene Agps). Gene Ontology annotation, molecular function: alkylglycerone-phosphate synthase activity; FAD binding. The transcript is spliced from 11 exons. NCBI's taxonomy places the organism in Eukaryota, Metazoa, Arthropoda, Insecta, Lepidoptera, Pyralidae. Gene Ontology annotation, biological process: lipid biosynthetic process. The coding region runs from base 90 to 1979 and encodes 629 amino acids. The record is from RefSeq and is a predicted model, not a curated record.